Molecule: messenger RNA, 1551 nt
Organism: Populus nigra (black poplar)
Lineage: Eukaryota; Viridiplantae; Streptophyta; Magnoliopsida; Malpighiales; Salicaceae
Product: transcription termination factor MTERF8, chloroplastic-like
Exons: 1
Coding region: 155-1357 (400 amino acids)
Biological process (GO): chloroplast organization; regulation of DNA-templated transcription
Cellular component (GO): chloroplast
Molecular function (GO): double-stranded DNA binding
Source: RefSeq, a predicted model, not a curated record
UCUUUAAUCUUUAGCCUCCAAAAAGUGGAGAGCCAAGCCAAUACCGAUAAGGGCGAAUAAACCCUGGCGAAUGGCGGGGGUUUAAACCGACGGUACGCUCAUUCACUACAAGCAGCGAGUCGCAAGCAUUCUUUAGCCUCCAGAAAGUUCUAACAUGGAGCUCAUCCAAAAUAUCCGUUGUGUAAGAUUGGACAAUCCAUCAUCAAUCUUCUCCUUUUCCCCUUCCAAAAGACACUUCUCCUUCUCACGAGAAUUCAACAAAAACCCACAUGUCUCUUUUCCAAAUCAACCGCUUCCAAAACCAAUCAGCUGCAAAAUUUCAACAGAACAAGACUCUUUCACAAUCAACUACCUCGUACAUUCAUGUGGGUUGCCCUUGGAAUCUGCAAUCUUAACAUCCCAAAAGGUACAGUUUCAAUCCCCUGAAAGACCAGACUCCGUUUUGGCCCUUUUAAGAAACCAUGGAUUCUCCAGAACCCAGAUCUCAAGUCUUGUUAAAAAGCGCCCAUUUCUUCUUUUAUCCAAUCCUACGAAUACACUUUUGCCUAAACUUGACUUCUUUCUCUCUUUAGGUAUGUCAAGGCCUCACCUUGCCAGAACUCUUUCUUCAGACCCAACCCUAUUGACUAGAAGCUUGGAAAACCAAAUUGUACCCUCUUAUAACUUUCUCAAAACCAUCUUGCGUUCUGAUGAAAAGAUUGUUUCUGCUUUUAAGCGUACCACUUGGAUAUUUCUAGAGGAUCUUUCAAAGAAUCUUAUACCAAAUCUUGAGCUUUUGAGAAAAGUAGGCGUGCCACAUUCUUGCAUUUCGUUAUUGCUUACACAUUUCCCUGAAGCUGUGAUGGAAAAUCAUAAAGAGUUUAGUGAAAAUGUAGAGGAAGUGAGAAAAAUGGGAUUUGAUCCAAAUAAAUCAACUUUUGUGCUGGCUGUGCAUGCCCUUUGUGGAAAGUGCAAUAAGUCAAUUUGGGAACGCUGUUUUGAGGUUUAUAAGAGGUGGGGUUGGACUAAAGAUGACAUUCUUUCAGCAUUUAGAAAGCAUCCCCAUUGUAUGAUGCUAUCGGAGAAGAAAAUCAUGAAAGGAAUGGAUUUUUUUGUGAACAAGAUGGGUUGGCCUUCAAAGGAGAUUGUGCAUUGCCCUGUUAUCUUGUUUUUAAGCUUAGAGAAGAGAAUUAUCCCCAGGUGUAAGGUUAUUCAGGUUUUGUGGUCAAAGGGUUUGAUAAAGAAAGAUAUCAGCUUGAAUACCGUGUUGCUUCCUGUGGAGAAGCGCUUUCUGGAGAGGUUUGUGACCAAAUUUGAAGAGGAAGUACCUCAAUUAUUGAGUGUCUAUGAAGGGAAGGUGGAUCCUGAGGGAGUAUGAUUUGGACAUGAAGAAAUUGCUGAGAUCCAACAGUUUUUAGUCUUAAAUCAGAGCAGUUGUUCACUAUAUAUACUGUUCACUUUGCUUGGUUUCUGACAUUAUUUAUGUUUGCAAGAGCACUAAUAGUCCAGUCUUGUUCUUUGAGAAAUAGAAUGUUUUUAGCUACUAAAAAUCUAUUUGUCCUUUGUGCUCUA